AUGCUGGAGAUCGUAACAUUCAAAAUCGAACAAACAACAACGAUACGCUCUCUUUUCCUCCUCCUCCUUCGUUAUCUUCUACUUCCCCUCCUCUUCCGCGUCGUUAGCGCACACGCCAGAAUGGCAGGGUGAGUGCGCUCACUCUGACAGCCUGGAAUGCUCGUUCCCUUUUAGACAAUCCGAGGAGUAACUGACAGAGACGGAGGACAGCACUAAUGUCUCAGGAACUGGCGCGCUAUAAGGUGGACAUCGUCGCACUCAGCGAGAUCCGGUUCACCAAACAAGGCCAACUGAAGGAGGUGAGCGCCAGUUUCAUCUUCUUCUGGAGUGGUCGCCCCUAGGCAGAGCGACGGGACGCGGGUGUCGCCGUUGCCAUCCGAAAGGACACCGUUGGACUACUGCCCUGUCUGCCUUAAGGCAUAAACGAUCGUCCGAUGAGCCUUGGCCUGCCUCUUCGGGAGGCAAAUUCCCCACCAUCACCAGUGUCUUCUCUCCACCGAAGACCAGCUCUGACACCUCAAGGGUAGGCCAAUCAUCGUCUGGUCAUCUCGAAGAUUCGGAUUCACUCACAGCCACAUAGGAGACCACAAGGUAAGACACCCCAAGGUAGGUUGAAUAUUGCCUUGUUGUUUUUGCUGGCUCACCACGGUCAUUUCAGCAACGAGCUACUUCAACUGGUAGACAGCCUUGCAGUCGCUGCCGCAACCGAUGACGAGAACGCCUCCGUGGAGAAUCGAUGGUGUCAACUGCAGGACAAAAUCCAUCCGACGGCUCUGGUCGUCCUCGGUCAUGCACGCCGUCAACACCAGGACUGGUCCGAAGACAAAGACGCCGCAAUCGACGACCUGCACGCCGAGCUGAAUCACCUGCACAAAGCCUAUGUAGGCCACCUCACGGACGACAACAGAAAUGCCUUCUACCGUUGUCGUCGACUCCUCCAACAGCGACUGCACGAGAUUCAGGACGCCUGGACGGCUCGCAAGGCCCAGGAGAUCCAAGGACACGCGGAUAGCAACGAAUGGAAGAACUUCUUUUCCGAGAUCGAAGCCGUCUACUGUCCGCCAGCCAAAAGUAAUUGUUUGAUUUGGAGGGAAAUUAACCCGCGAACUUGAGAAAACCUUCCAUAGCAAAGCUGUUUAGGCACGGCCCGAUCUGUUACAUGUGAAUAAGCGAGUCGGAAUCCAUCAGGUACUGUUGAACAACUGCGCAAUAUUUGCACCUUGCCAAGCAACAGUCAGCAGUACGUAAAUACAAGGUGAUUAUCCGUGUUAACAACACAAGUACUAGAUGAAGGCACAUACGCUUGUCGUCCGCCGACCCUGUGCUGUUGUAUCAUACAGUUACAGGAGCUUUAGGUCUCUAGUAAGACCUUCAGUGUUUUCCCAUGGGCCUUACCUAUAAGCAUCUCGACGAUGGCAUCGUAUAAGCAAUCAUUUGGUAAUGCUACAAAGAAUCCCAGCUGAUCAACUCCGAAAACUAAUUCGACGCAUUAGGUGGCAAGACUGAGAUGAAUAUGAGAUACUCUCGCAAAUCAUAUUCACUUAGAGAAAGUCUAAAGCCUAAUCCCGACACGGGAUUGAAGCGGUAAGUCUGUAAUCUGUGAUUGCUUUAGCAGGGUUCAGAAGGACAAAGAUAUAACUCACGCAAUCACUAUUCAAGGACAUUAAUUUUCACGUUGGAAUUACUUGCGGGUCAGUCAAUUACACACCAGCCAGACAGCCAACCACAGCACUCUUUUACGCACUGGUUUUCAUUGCUCAAGAGGAUACAGAGGAUAAGACGAGUACAGAAAACGGAGGACAAGCGAUAAUUGACGAACAACUGACAUUGUCAUCAGCCUGAAAGAAUCGCUGGUGAAUAACACACAACAUUUGCGUCAGAGUUGCCUUCUUUCUAAACGGUGCUGGCGUAAAUUGCCGAUGACCUACUUACUGUAGUUCGGUCGAUUAAAGCAUGAAAUAUUAUUGGAAGAUGUGUUAAGUAGGCCAAAAGAUGUACCUUAAGAAAACAUCCAUGCAAAUAGUGGGGAGAAAGAUGAUGGUGGCUCAUUUCCGAAGGUUUGUCCUCAGCUUGAUUCAGGUUAACUUUAAAUUUCGCAUGCCUACGGCGUGAAUUAGGCUGAUUCCCAAAACAGACUUGAUGUAGGCUACUAUCUGACGAAUACUUGGACUAAAAAAUAAGUUACAACAGUAAUAACUUAUGCAAUCACCUUUUUUUCCCUAUCUGUCUUAGGCUAAUUAAAUAAGGGAAGCUCCGGCAAGGAGAACUAGUAGACCCUAAAUACCAUAGAAAGAUGAAAUUCUAGUAGGAAAAGUACACGGUUAACAAAUAAUUUGCAGACGGCCUAUGAUGAAUUCAACUCCUCAGAAAAUCUAGGCAAUCCUCUGCGUCUAGAACUAUUAAUGAACCCUCCAGCAUUAGGUGCACUAAAUCAUUGGACCUGUCAUUCGAUUGAAAAUGACGUCUACUUCAAAUUAUAUACUCGAAGAAGUGGUAUAAUUCGAUCUCCAAAAAAUAUUCCAAUUUCCGAAUAAAUUUGAACACGAUCUGCCGUUACACUCACAUUCAGGGUUUUUAAACUACAAGCCGUAUCUUUUCCGCGUACAAAAAACCGUACGUUCCUCUACGGUAUUAACAGAAGACUACAUGCAGCUCGUAAAAUUCAACAGCACAUUUGAGCCCUAUUCUUUACAUUAAAAGCCAAAUUGGUAACUGCAGAGACAUGACGUUUUAUGGACGGCCAUUUCACGGUAUUCAAGGAUCUCACAAAUAGAAAAGUUUUGAAAACCAAAGUAUAACCUUCUGUCGAGUAUCACAUUGAAGGAGAAUAUAAUUUCGUACUAAACGGGCAAAAGAAUGGAUACUUAUAUGAAUUUGUUUCAUGAAAUACAACUGAAUCUUUACGGGCAUCGAAAGACAUUGAGAAACGUACAUAAUACAUAAUUAAAAAUUUUGGCUAUUCGUCAGAUUGUAAUGCUGAACCGCGUUUCUUCUUCGCGGUCAGUUGAUGCGAUCAACGUCGAUGCAUCUCGUUUGCCUAUAUAUAAGCACCUAACAUCGGUAGCUUGACAAUUUAAAGAUUCAUGAACCAUCAGUGCGUGAGCCGUGAUUCCGCUAAGUCUGUAACGCAUCGCCAUCUGUCUCUUUGAGCGAUGCAUCUCCACCUAGAAAACAGCCAAGGUUGUACCUACGGGGUACUUCAAAUCUCGCCUUUUCGAUUUAUAAUAAGCUUUCGGGUCUUCCAUUUAGUUUUCUUUUCAAAACGGCAGUUGACAUUUUGGAGCAGACUUUCCGGUAGUAAUUGAACCAGCACAACACCAGAAGGCUUUGGCACUUCCGUUUGUGGCAGUUUGUCGUUUUAUAGAUAAAUUAGCUCUAAAAUGUCACACAUCUUCAAACUACAGUGGACUCCCCCAUUUAAGUCGCAGUAAUUAAAGAAUUCGUUCUGCCACCUCACUGAACGAACAGACUAGAAGAACUCUCUUAUGCGCCUCCAUACCGGCACGUUCUGUCCACACAUCUUACUGUUCGGGAGCAUCAGUGACCCCUCGUACUUGCCGCAAGUUUUGUCCUCUGCUUCUUCACUGUCCGCGAAUUCAGUAUGAAACUUCCCCUAUGGACAAAAUGUCAGGUUUGUCAUAAUGGCGGUUCCAUUUUAGAAAGUUUACUAGGCAUCCAGCAGUUUCGACCAGCUGUUUUACAUCCUCUAAGUUUAAAGACAGCCUCAUGCCCAAAACAUUGCCCUCCUUCCUCUCUUCCUGUUCGGAAUUGGGACUGGUGAUCGCAGUAGCUAGGACCUCACUGACAUAAGCCGUCGCGAUAGUGAUGAAUCCGACGUAAUACAAACGCGCCACUGCUACAGGUGUCUGGACUCAAUCAUCACAAUUUAUCCUCUCGACUUUAAGUACAUUUACCUUGGCCACUUGCUGGGAGCACGAUAUGGAGGAUUUAGUUAUCGGCAUCCUGUCGUGAAUCGAUAUGUCUGUCAUCAAACAAUCUCAGCUUAUCGAGUCAUGGCAAUGGUUGCUUUCCAAUCCAAUAGAACAGUCCCUCCAUCAGUGUCGACAUUCGGCAUCCUUCCCGCUAUCUACCGACAACGGCAUUUCUGCAUUCAAACCGGCGGCUACCGACACAACAUACGCAUUUGCCAUCGACGUUCAACUCUACCACCUGCUCUCUCCAGUCUCUCUGUCGUCCUGGCUCCUUCCUGCCAGCUGCAUCCGCCCACGCUGCCGAUAG
Spirometra erinaceieuropaei is the source of this 4239-nucleotide messenger RNA. The record is from the annotation of a GenBank genome assembly. NCBI's taxonomy places the organism in Eukaryota, Metazoa, Platyhelminthes, Cestoda, Diphyllobothriidea, Diphyllobothriidae.